GCCGUCCCUGCCGCGAUCGUCGUUAGCGUCACCUCCGACCCCAGACGUCCGGGCCCGGGCCCUCAACUUCGCGAUCAGCGCGACGCGCAGCCGCCUCGAGGCCACCACUCCUCCUUUUCUCUCCCUCUUUGGUGUCACGAUGCCCUCAUAUCCGCAGUUCAAUCCUUUGCGGCUACGUUCGUAUAUCUUCCGCCUGCCGCUGUGCACGAGGUUGCUGGUUGCGGCGAUUAUCGGGUUAUGGGUCGCUACGAUUCCGUUUCCGUGGUUGAGGGAGGUUGCGGCGCUGACGCCGGAUAAGAUGGAUUUGACGCAGAUGCACCGUCUCAACCUCUUCCCCGUAAUGCAUCUCAACUUUCUGCAUAUGCUGUUCGACGUCUUCGCCCUGACGCCGCUCCUCGAGCGCUUUGAAGCCGAGUUUGGGACCAUAGUCACGCUGUCGCUGUUCACCGGACCUUUCGGUCUGUUACCAGGCGGCUUGUACCUCCUGCUAGAGAAGGUCGUGCUGAGGAGUAAUACCACGGUUAUGGGCUCGAGUGUAUGGGUGUUCCUGCUGCUCUCAGCGGAAGCCAUGAAGACCCAUAAAACAAACCCCAACUUUAGCAUCGGCCCCUACAAAAUCCCGACCUGGUGCACCCCGCUCCUCCUCAUUCUCCUAACCUCGUUCCUAAUCCCACGCGUCUCUCUGAUUGGGCACCUCUGCGGCGCCGCAAUCGGCUACCUCUGGGCAACUGGCUGGAUGAAAUUCCUCGUCCCGCACGAGAAGAUAUUGCGCUGGUUGGAGACCAAGCUAAAUCUACUCGGGAGAUUGCCGCAUUAUGUGAGCGUGGAUCAGAAGACGUAUGGGCGGUAUGGCGUGUUACCUAGUGCGGUGCCGCUGGGAACUAUGCCGAGGAGUCCUGAAGGCGGUCAAAGACUGGGGCCGUAGUGUUGUGGAGGACGGGCAUUUUGGACAGGAGUUUAGAUGAAUUUGAGUAGUCCGUUCGCGCGCAUCGUUGGUUUAAGAUUUUGGCACGGCGUCUUGGAGUGUUGCAUAGGGGUGAAGUGCAAAAGUCUUUUGAGCGGAUUAUGUAUGAAUAUUGUAGACAAGUUGUAUCAAAUUUCUGGAAGCUGAA
This is a messenger RNA of Trematosphaeria pertusa, 1112 nucleotides long. RefSeq lists its product as uncharacterized. The transcript is spliced from 5 exons. Lineage: Eukaryota; Fungi; Ascomycota; Dothideomycetes; Pleosporales; Trematosphaeriaceae. Gene Ontology annotation, molecular function: serine-type endopeptidase activity. The record is from RefSeq and is a predicted model, not a curated record. Bases 140 to 925 code for a protein of 261 amino acids. Gene Ontology annotation, cellular component: membrane.